AUGGGUAACUGUUGCCGCUCCCCGACCGCUGUGGCCAGGGAAGACGUUAAGUCCAGCUACCACCACGAUCAGGCCCGACGAGAACGCGACUUUAGGGGCGGCAGCAGCCAUAAUGGUGGAGAUGCCGGUGGCCAGAAGAAGCUGACGGUGCUCAAGGAGAGAAAUUAUAACAAUUUCAAGGCUGGAAUCGACGGGAAGUACAUGCUUGACCGGGAGCUGGGACGAGGGGAGUUUGGGGUCACCUAUCUCUGCAUGGUCAGGGAGACCCGCGAGCUCCUCGCUUGUAAGUCCAUCUCCAAGAGGAAGCUUCGAACGUCUGUGGAUGUGGAGGAUGUACGCAGGGAGGUGGCCAUCAUGCGCCACCUGCCCAAGAGCCCUAGCAUAGUGAGCCUGCGGGAGGCUUGUGAGGAUGACCGUGCCGUACACCUGGUUAUGGAGCUCUGCGAGGGUGGUGAGCUUUUCGACCGGAUAGUGGCCAGGGGCCACUACACAGAAAGGGCAGCGGCUGUUGUCACGCGUACUAUCGUGGAGGUGGUACAGCUUUGCCACCGUCAUGGUGUGAUCCACCGUGACUUGAAACCGGAGAAUUUCUUGUUUGCCAACAAGAAGGAGAACUCGCCGUUGAAGGCUAUUGAUUUCGGUUUAUCUAUAUUCUUCAAGCCUGGUGAGUGCUGGUGAUGGCAAUUUCAGAUCAUACUGGUUCCUUUUACACAUGCUUGGCAUUCAUGUAUUGGUAUACUUGACUAGAUCACACAUAAUUUGCAUUUUUUACGCCACCAAUAUAUUAACUCCUACAAAUCCAACAUGGUGUGCUCUAUUAUGCUAUACGGCUGUCACUGCUUUGUGAAUAUUUUCUCCAUUUUUUUGCCCACUAGAUGAAUUCUGGUCCAUAUAUUCUUGCUCUGAGGGAGAUAUUAAUUCAGUGUAGUUCUUUGAAAAUUACUCCUUUUUUCGGCUCGCAUAUUACUCUUACACGAUUCAGGGGACUGUUGAACAUAAUAUACGAAAUGUGUGAGUGCUGAAGAAAUUCAUUCUGUGGAUACCUGCUGGAAUAAAAAAUUGUAAGGAAGAAAACUGGUCACUGGAUAACGAUGGGAAAGGAGGUUAUAGAUCUCUUGAUCGGGAUAGGGUUUUAGAAGUCAAAGGCAAGUUCGUGUGGGCCUUGAGUAAAUAUCUUUAUACAACCCUCUUUGAUAUAUUGUCGUCUAUUGUUAGUCAAGAAGAUGAAAAUUCAUGGGUGAAUGGACAUAGCUGGCUACUAUAGGAAUGGUGGUGCUUGAGGCAUUCUUCCAAGCUGCUGGACAUUCCACGAUAAGGCAGUUUAUCUUUUGCAGAAUUCAGGAAGAAAGUGCAGAUUCUGCCGUUACCCCUUCCUUGUAUGGCUCUAAUUUACUUUCUUGGUCUACUCCGUUCCCCUGAUGCCAUUCAUAACCCUGUUACAUAAUUGGUUGUAUUCUUCCUGCCGAGCUUGUUUGUUAAAGGACUUAUAGAUGUUUCUCAUAUGGUUCAUAUUCUGGGUGAUUUCCAAGAAAGGAACUGGAGCAUACUAUGAAAUCAACGGAAGAUUGGCUGUUAUCAGCAAGCUUGUCCCGUCCCAUUAUGUUUUGGUCAUCUGAUAUUCAGAUCUGGACGUGAUUCUUUUCUUGACAAUGUCUAAUAUGAGUAAUUUUCUGAUCUAGCUGUUUCAGCUGAGAAUCUGAGAUGGUUUUCCUAAAUUUGAAGUUUUGUGAACACCAAAUUUUUUUAAAACACGCAGUCUACAUCUCAGCACCUUCUCUUUCAGUUCUAGACAGCGUAAUGAAUUUAUUUUUAUAUAUUUUUCUUCUGUUCGCUGUAGAAAUCAUCUCAUAUUCGGGUUGACAUUACACUGUUCAUGGACAUAAGUUUUUAACAUCAGAUAAUUUAUCAGCAUCAUCUCAUGCUGUUUUCUGAUACAAAUCAAUCCUAUUUCUUGUAACCUUUCUUGAAAUAUGGCAUUUGGUAGGUAUCUUGUUAAGAGACAUCCACUGUUUUUUUUUUUAUUGAACUCCAAUCACUUUCUCAUAUGAAGACUUUGUAGAGGCGUUUAUUUCUUUUAGAUGCUGAUAGAUAAGUGUCAGGAAAGAACAGGGUCAAUUCUGUAUGAGGUAUACUAAAAUGUGGUAUGGAAAAAUAUAGAAAUUAGAAUAAUUAAAAAAAUGAUCAGACAGAUGAUUCGGUGGUCUGAACAUUAGGAAUUUUAGAUGCUUUGUCCUGUGCAGAAGGGAUAUGUAACAGAGUGAAAUAAACACCUUUUCUGGAGAAGGGUUUGUUGUGAACUUAGUUUUUCACCAUGCCUAACACCCAUUACAUUGGCAAUUACAGGUCUUCAGAGUUUUCGCAAUAAAAAAAUCCUGAUAGCAAGGAGCGGAUUCACACUUGAUGUGAUUUGAGCUGUGUGAAACUUUUCAAAACUUAAAAAGAUCUGUGUACAUUGGUUAUGCGUGAUUUGGUCGCUGUUACAAUCCCAUGCUUCUACUCAAUUAAUGUAGGUUUCUACAACUGGGGAUUAUCUAAGAUUUUAUGAGGUUAGGAUGUGAAAACAUGGUGCUUUUCUUUCCUUAUCAAUUUCAAUUUUAGAUCUUGCUUUGCUUCCUUGGGGAGAAUAUUCUAAGAAAAUUCAGAAUAUAUUUGGCAUGUAUGUUUUUUUUUAUUGCAUUGUGGCUUAGUCAGGGAGAAACUCCAAAAAUGAUUUGGCAAAAAAUUGCCGUCGCUAAUAAUCGUGAAGAAUAAAAAGCGAAUUCUUGGAAAAUGCUUAUUAAACACCUCCAUGGAUGCCCCCAAGUAAAAUACCAGAGGGGACCAUAAUAAUGCAUCUAACGUUUGGCUGUCACAGACCGAUCAGGUAAUUGAUUAAGAAGCCUGGAAAUCAGAUUCUCAGAAUGAGUAUGUGACUCAAGUGACUCACAUCGGUCAAAAUGAAGUAUGUCUUUUAUACCGCUCGAACUACAAGGUAUAAUUGAGGCGAUUAUGCUCACUUUUAUACAAAUAUUGUAUCUUUGGUAACUCUUGAAGAAGGACCAUGUAGUUCAUGGUUUGUGCCAGUGCACAGAACUUCUUCAAUGUCGUCAGCCCUCUGCAAAAAUACCCCUUGUGUUGACCCGGCAUGGGAUUAAUAUUCUUUCAGAAGCAUUCUGCGCUGAAAGAAGUUAGCUCAGUGAAUCACAGUAGUUAAGCACAGUAGUCAGGCCAGUGAAAAAAGUUAUGUCAGAAGAAGCUUAAAAUAUUUAUUCUUGCUCUGUCCUUUGCUCAUCAACUCCUGACCUUUUUCGAGCAGUUCUCAAGUUUGUUUUCUCAUUUUUCAAACUCCACCAUUAAUUGGGGCACGCAGAAGAUGUUAUUUAGUGAUCAAAUGUGGCUGCUGAUUUCUGAACACUUUAGCACUGGGAAAAAUCUUUAACUGGCCUGUUGGACAUCCAUUAAUCCUCGCAAAGGUCAUUAAUUUUCAAUCACUUUCUUGCAUUUUUCUGGAAAUUUCAGCUCCAAGGGGUUUCCACAUGCAUCAGAGAAAAAUGCCUGUCCCAUUAAAAUGGCUUCAGUCGCCAUCUGGAGUCUCCAUGGCUCGGAUAAACUGCUUGUUCCAUUUAGUUUCUAGACUUGCUUGUCGUUUGUUCAUAGAAACUCCUGUUGUUCUGAUGUUUAGCUUUAACCAUGCUCAAGCAGACUGAGUUCCCCUGCUUUAGGGCAAGGAAGAGCACGGGCUGAAUCUCGCUGGUAUUUUUGUGGUUUGCCUUCAUGUUAGCAUCCUGGGAUGUCUGUGAUCAUUAAACAUUAAUGAUCUAGUUUUUCGUUCAGAAGCAUUAUAGUGGAUAAUUACAUCUUCAUUUUUUCUCCAUUCUUUGAUAUUUUUUCCGCUUCUCAUGUCACCACUUUUUUAUCAUGUUCUAGGUGAAAGGUUCACUGAAAUUGUUGGAAGUCCUUAUUACAUGGCUCCUGAAGUUCUCAAGAGGAAUUAUGGACCUGAAAUUGAUAUAUGGAGUGCAGGGGUUAUUCUUUACAUUUUGUUGUGUGGGGUUCCUCCCUUUUGGGCUGGUAAGCUCAUUUCCUUUGCUAUAAAUGCUUGCUCUGCCCUAUCUUUAUUGGAGACUGGGCUACUAUUUAUGUCUCUUGCUUGUGCCACCUUUUUGGUGUUAUGACGUAGUUACCUAUGAAAUAAAGAUGUCGCUAGGUCACUUUGGAUGCCGGUGAUCUUUGCUAAAAUCGUUGAUGCUGUUUCUUCGUCUAAUCAAAGCUUCUGUUUUCUUGCAGAAUCUGAGCAGGGUGUUGCACAAGCAAUACUUCGAGGUGUUAUAGAUUUCAAACGUGAUCCAUGGCCAUCUAUUUCAGAAAAUGCGAAGCAUUUGGUUCAGCAGAUGUUGGAGCCUGACCCUAAACUUAGAUUAACUGCAAGACAAGUUCUUGGUAUUUCCCAUUCCUUUCUAAAACUCAUAUCCUGGUCAUAAUACACGUUGGAAUCUGUUUUGCUACCUUAUUUGGACAACGAACGGGGCCCCAUGGAGCUAAGUCCCAGCCUCGUACUGCUUUUCAAGAACUAAGCCAGGCCAAUACCGGAUUAAGCCUGGUGAAUGGGCUCAGAGCCAGGCCCAUCACUUUCAUGUAUAGAUGUGUGAAGGCACUGAGGGAUAACUCACUAGACUGUAGGUUGUGGGAGGUUAUAUUCCAUCAGAGUAGCUCAUACACCACGUUUACUUAAUUGUUCUUGAAAUAUUCGCCAUCUAAUUUCUAGUCAACCAAGAGUCUUGAAGCACAGUGCUGACGAAAGCACCAGGUGUUUGCGUGGAACUGGAUCUUGUAGAGAGUGUCGAUAUUCUGUUUUUUUCAAGACUUAAUCUCGAAUAGGAUUGGAUUAUCUGACUUGAUGAGAGAAAGUAAUGUAUACACCUAUAUAUAAUCCAUCAGAAGGAGAAUAGGAUGAGAUCAAUCUGGGUUGAUGUGAGUGAGGUUUUCAGUCCGAUUGAGCUUCAUGGACUUUUGUUCCUCGUGAUAAUCUUAUUAGCCAUGGCUUGUCGUCAUCAUUUUUCUAGUCCUUUUACACUGUCUUCUUGAUGGAACUAUCUAUGAAAGUAAACAUUCUUAUUUUGACGUGGUCAAUCAAAUGGGAUAAGGUGCAAGAAGGAUUGUAAUGAAAAAAAAUGAUGCUGGAGACAUCGAACCAGAGUCAAAGACACAAAGUCAGUUUCUUGCAGUUGGGUAUAUGAUUGGAUGGUAGGCAGAUAGUGCAUAUUUUUCCUUAUGGAAUAGGUGUUUUUAACAAAGGGAUUUCAGGCCCUUUUUGACCUUUUCAUGAAAUGUACAAGACAUCUACUGGUCUUGUUUUCUCAUAAUGAUUAUUAAGGUCGUAUCCCAGGAUUCUUUUCCCCAAUUAAUGAUAGCCUUUCUAUUGUUUGGACCUGCAGAGCAUCCUUGGCUGCAAAAUGCUAAAAAAGCUCCAAACGUUCCUCUUGGAGAUGUCGUUAAGUCACGGCUUAAGCAGUUUUCAAUGAUGAAUCGAUUCAAAAGGAGAGCAUUGAGGGUUUGUAGUUCUACUCAGUUGCUUGUAUGUCUUUUAAUACUAUGUUUGGUCCUACUUGAGUAAGUGAUUAUUCUUUGACAGGUUAUUGCUGAUCAUCUUUCUAGUGAAGAGGUUGAAGACAUUAAAGAAAUGUUCAAGCUGAUUGACACAGAUAAUGAUGGGAUUGUUAACUCUGAGGAAUUGAAAAUUGGACUGGCAAAACAUGGAUCCCAGCUUGGGGAAUCAGAAGUGCAGAUGCUGAUUGAAGCUGUGAGCCUAAUCAAUCUCCAUCAUUUAUUCUGUAUAUUUUUCUUAUAUAAAUUUAUUUGUUACGCCAUUCCAUUAUGGCGUGCUCUCUGAGAAAUAUUCGAUAAAUGCUGGAGGAUAGAAGCUUCAUCAGCCUUCCUUUUUGGUUUUAUUUUAGUGGAUUCUCGUAGUGCUUGGCAAGAAAAUCCGAGAAGUGUUUUAUUGCCUUUUGGAAAAGAUCUCGAUUUGCUUGUUUUCCAUCAAGCUUCUGCAUGUGUUGUCUGUUUUCUGUGACAACUACGAUGAGGGUGGACUAUCUUUCAGGUCUCUGUGCUUGACCAUUCUUGUCAAACGUGUCAUCGUUCUCAACUAUCAUCUUGCAGAUUCCGCCUCAUAUAUCAAGUUUUUGUUGUUGUUCUGUUUCAUUUUUGUAGCUGAAUAUGGAUGCCAUAUCUGACGGGGAUUUUUGAGCAGGUUGACACCAAUGGCAAAGGAAACCUGGACUACGGGGAGUUCAUCGCUGUUUAUCUUCAUUUACAAAGGGUGGCCAAUGAUGAGCACCUGCGCAGGGCGUUUGCUUUCUUUGACAAAGAUGGGAAUGGAUACAUUGAGCCUGAGGAGCUCGGUGAGGCACUGGAGGAUGGAGUUGGAGACAGUGGGGCUGUGGUGAACGACAUACUACAGGAAGUGGACACCGACAAGGUAGAAAGUUUCUCUUCCAUUCCUGCCGAUUUAUCAGCCACUGACUGGCCCAUUUGGCCUUUGCUGAUGCAGGAUGGAAGGAUCAGCUACGACGAGUUUGUGGCAAUGAUGAAGACAGGCACUGAUUGGAGAAAAGCUUCGAGACACUACUCCAGGGGAAGGUUCAACAGCCUCAGCAUCAGGCUGAUGAAGGAUGGCUCCUUGAACGGUUCCAGCGAGUAA
Messenger RNA from Spirodela intermedia, 6679 nucleotides. NCBI's taxonomy places the organism in Eukaryota, Viridiplantae, Streptophyta, Magnoliopsida, Alismatales, Araceae. The record is from the annotation of a GenBank genome assembly.